AUGUUUCGCAUUCGCAGAAUCUUGUCUUACCGUGCACUCGCAUCAUGCACCCGCAAUGCACUUUCUUCAUCGGAAACACGCUCUCUUCCUCAUUCCCAUUCCCCAAUUCUCCCUCCACCUUCAUUUCUAGGAGUAGGAAUCACAGAAAACCAGGGAUCAAUCUCUUUUGCAAGGCUUAUGUCUUCAAGAGCAUCAUCUGAGCAAGGAAAAGGAACAGAAAAGACAAAAAAGGAGAUAACAAAUGUUGAGAAUCCAUUUGAUGAUUCUCCAACAUAUAACAUUCCCGAGAAGCCUGUAACAUUUGUGGAGGGGGCGUCCUACAGUGUGAUCAUUCUUGCAGGGCUCGGAGUUGCGGCUGCUGCUGGAUAUGCUGUUUUCAAAGAGCUUAUAUUUCAACCCAAAGAGUUCAAGAUCUAUAACAAGGCUCUCAAAAGAAUUCAAGAUGAUGGUCAGGUCAGAGUGAGGAUUGGAUCCCCAAUUACAGGUUAUGGCCAAGAGAGUAGAAAUCGUGCUGCUCGUCAAAGAAUUCCCAAUAGGGUUUGGACUGAUGAGGAGGGUGUUGAGCAUGUAGAGGUUAAUUUCUUCAUCCGGGCCCCCCAUGGACAUGGAAAAGUAUUUGCUGAGAUGUUCAAAGGAGUUGAUGGUGAGUGGAAAUUCACAUACUUGAUUGUUGAGAUUAGAGCACCCUCUCCAGCACAAUUAAUUCUGGAGUCAUAUAUCCCAUCUUACAACACAAACAAGUAG
Molecule: messenger RNA, 744 nt
Organism: Lathyrus sativus (Indian pea)
Lineage: Eukaryota; Viridiplantae; Streptophyta; Magnoliopsida; Fabales; Fabaceae
Source: the annotation of a GenBank genome assembly